AUGAAGGCUACUGACGACAUUUGCAUUGGAGGUCUCAUUACCAUAGUUGGUUUAGGUGUGGGCCUUCAAUUUCCCGACUUUGAUUAUGUGCCAGUGGAUGACCCACCUCUCUACCUCCUUGACUACAUCGCUCUCACCCGAAUGGAAUUACUGAUACCACAUCCUACCCGUCCUAACCAUUAUUCUUGGCUCAAUCAUGUCAAGGAACCAGUUUACAUCUUGCCUAAUCCUAGCAUCUCCGCGUUUUCCACCAGCGACCCUGAAACUUGGUUCUUACCUGAAGAGUUACAUGAUGAUGAUGAUGAAAUGCAAGUCGAUAAUUCCAAUGCUGGUAGUCCAUUUGAGGCCGAAGACCAUUCUGACCACCUGAUCCAACAAUUGCCACCACCUUAUUAUGAUCAGCCCUCGGGAUCACACUUUCAGCCACAACAUGAGCACCACUCCUAUCAGCAACACAAUGAUCCCGAUCCUGAGCACGAAUUCCCUCUUGAUAUCUACAGUUAG
Lactuca saligna is the source of this 504-nucleotide messenger RNA. The record is from the annotation of a GenBank genome assembly. Lineage: Eukaryota; Viridiplantae; Streptophyta; Magnoliopsida; Asterales; Asteraceae.